AUGCUACUUUCCCAGGUGCUGCUCGGGAGGGACAUUGAUGUGUGGGUCCCGGAAGGAACUGGGGCUGCGACUCCUGCAUCUUGGGAUAAGCGGCUUGCGUCGGCAUCGAUGGUCCAUGACCUACUUCACGGAAACAUUUGCUUGGAGGCCCUAAGGCUUCCGCCAUACUUCUCCGUACUUUACCUUUAUCCUGGUUUCAUGCUGGCUCGUACAUUGCGCUCUGACACUUGUGCGGGUUGCCCUAAUCCUGCCGCAUGGACCGCAUUAGAAUACUCUCUUGGAAAUCCUCGUAUCUACGUAGGAGGUGACAUGUUCCAACCAAUCACAUCCACGAAUGACCCGAUUUUCUGGAAUCAUCACUCGUUUGUCGACUUGGUCUGGGAAAAUUGGAGGGUCAUUCGCCAGUCUCGAGCAGCACGCGAAACUCAAUAUCCACCAAAUAAUCCGUCGUGCAGCAGUGCCGCACAUUACGGUGAUAACACAAUGCAACCGUUCUUCCCAAUGGUUAACAAAGAUGGAUUGUCAAAUGCAUAUACUGAUGAAGACAGAUGCUACCUUAGCGUUUGUAAAGGGAACAGAUGCUUACAAGUUCAGACACCAACACCGGUCACUCGACCACCAAUCACGAAUACUGCACCAGCUGGUCCUGCCCAAAAGACCUUCUUUAACCCCUUGCGACGACGUUGGGCUGACCGGACACUAACCACCUACAAUCACAACGCUGAGUGCAAGGAUACUGAGGAAAACUGCUGCAUAUGGGCGCGCAAAGGCCACUGCACCGAUGCGCAAUAUGCAGCGUAUAUGCUAAAGAAUUGUUCCAGAGCUUGUGGACAAUGCGGCAACACGAAGGAAGGAGAUUGUAGACCAAACCCAGAGCUUGUGGACAAUGCGGCAACACGAAGGAAGGAGAUUGUAGACCAAACCCAGACUGCAAGGAUCUUGACGAAAGCUGCUGCAUAUGGGCGCGCAAAGGCUAUUGCACCGAGGAGCGCUAUGAAGCGUAUAUGCUCAAGAAUUGUUCCAGAGCUUGUGGACAAUGCGGCAACACGAAGGAAGGAGAUUGUAGACCAAACCCAGACUGCAAGGAUCUUGACGAAAGCUGCUGCAUAUGGGCGCGCAAAGGCUAUUGCACCGAGGAGCGCUAUGAAGCGUAUAUGCUCAAGAAUUGUUCCAGAGCUUGUGGACAAUGCGGCAACACGAAGGAAGGAGAUUGUAGACCAAACCCAGACUGCAAGGAUCUUGACGAAAGCUGCUGCAUAUGGGCGCGCAAAGGCUAUUGCACCGAGGAGCGCUAUGAAGCGUAUAUGCUCAAGAAUUGUUCCAGAGCUUGUGGACAAUGCGGCAACACGAAGGAAGGAGAUUGUAGACCAAACCCAGACUGCAAGGAUCUUGACGAAAGCUGCUGCAUAUGGGCGCGCAAAGGCUAUUGCACCGAGGAGCGCUAUGAAGCGUAUAUGCUCAAGAAUUGUUCCAGAGCUUGUGGACAAUGCGGCAACACGAAGGAAGGAGAUUGUAGACCAAACCCAGACUGCAAGGAUCUUGACGAAAGCUGCUGCAUAUGGGCGCGCAAAGGCUAUUGCACCGAGGAGCGCUAUGAAGCGUAUAUGCUCAAGAAUUGUUCCAGAGCUUGUGGACAAUGCGGCAACACGAAGGAAGGAGAUUGUAGACCAAACCCAGACUGCAAGGAUCUUGACGAAAGCUGCUGCAUAUGGGCGCGCAAAGGCUAUUGCACCGAUGAGCGCUAUGCAGCGUAUAUGCUCAAGAAUUGUUCCAGAGCUUGUGGACAAUGCGGCAACACGAAGGAAGGAGAUUGUAGACCAAACCCAGACUGCAAGGAUCUUGACGAAAGCUGCUGCAUAUGGGCGCGCAAAGGCUAUUGCACCGAUGAGCGCUAUGCAGCGUAUAUGCUCAAGAAUUGUUCCAGAGCUUGUGGACAAUGCGGCAACACGAAGGAAGGAGAUUGUAGACCAAACCCAGGUAUUUAGGGGCAAAUUUACUGCUUCAGAAUUCGAGUGCAAGGAUAUUGACGACAACUGCUGCAUAUGGGCGCGCAAAGGCUAUUGCACCGAUGAGCGCUAUGCAGCGUAUAUGCUCAAGAAUUGUUCCAGAGCUUGUGGACAAUGCGGCAACACGAAGGAAGGAGAUUGUAGACCAAACCCAGAGUGCAAGGAUCUUGACGAAAACUGCUGCACUUGGGCACGUAAUGGCUAUUGUACACUGAAUGCGAAUUACAUGAAGGUGUAUUGUCGUCAAGCUUGUGGACUAUGCGGGAAUUCAAAUAAAGGAGAUUGUAGACCACAAUCAGGGUGUUCGAAUCGUCACACAAUGUGUUGUUUUUGGGCAUCCAAUGGCCAAUGUUUCACGAGGCCACGGUUUUUGCUAGUGAUUUGUAGUCAAGCUUGUGGAGUAUGCGGCUACGCAAUGGGACAAGUAUGUAUAACACAAUCAGUCUGUGGAUACGUAUUCUGCGGACUCCCACGUCGUAUUUCCCGGAACCGACGUCCUGUAUCAAGAUUCGUUGCCAGUCCGCAUAGACUUCAACUACGGAGACAAUUGUCACCGGUCUCAUUGGCGAAAGGACCUUCGACGCAGAUCUCGUCGGCUCCAGCAUCUGCAACGGGUCGCUCCCUAUUGCUAAGGACAAGGAACAACCUCACUAAGUGGCACCGUCAACGACGAAGAGGACCACGAAAGCCAUCUGGAAUGGCUGUGUUCGCCAACUGA
Molecule: messenger RNA, 2724 nt
Organism: Necator americanus (New World hookworm)
Lineage: Eukaryota; Metazoa; Nematoda; Chromadorea; Rhabditida; Ancylostomatidae
Exons: 22
Coding region: 1-2724 (907 amino acids)
Molecular function (GO): oxidoreductase activity
Source: RefSeq, a predicted model, not a curated record